AUGCCUUUCAAGAUAAAAGUGUCUGAUAGCGAUGAUAUUUGUCCCGACGAAAACAAAAACGAAGCUGAAGUGAAUAGAUUUCACAGAACAGCGAAGGAUAAAGAAAAAAAAGGAGAUCAUAUGCCUGAAACACUGCAAUGCUUCUUGAAUGCAACAUCUCUUCAUGGGGCUCGGUUCCUUUAUGCUGACAAUUUGUUGCGGCGAAUUGUCUGGGGCCUGGCUAUUCUAGCAUCUUUUUCAGUUUGCUAUUAUCAGUCGUACUUAUCAAUGAAAGAGUUUUAUCAAAGGCCGUUUAUUACGAAGAUUACCUCGAAAAGCCCAGAAAGAAACGAGAUAAUUUUCCCAGCGGUUACACCUUGCAAUUUUAAUAAUGCAAACAUGAAGAAGGUUCGAUAUACACUUUCUCGUAAUUAUGAUUUAAACGAGGAGGAAGUCGCUAAAAAAGCUGAUCAAAUUUCAAGAAUUCUUUUGCUGUCGAAAGACACUAUGAAAGACGACUUGGAUGGGAUUGACGAUUUAUUUCUACGAGAUGGGGAAGCAGUGCUGAAGGAACAUGGCCAUCAGAUUGAUGAAAUGCUCCUCCCAAAUGUUCCACCGACAUUUAUAUCUUGUUCAUUUGAUGGCUUGCAAUGUGGGGCAACCAACUUCACUAGCUUCAUUAGCUCAUUCUACGGGCAGUGCUUUACAUUUAACUCAGGCCGAAAUGGAGGACAACUCUUGAAAGUUAGAAUGGCGGGUAAAAACAGCGGGUUAAAGUUGCGCUUAAAUAUACAGCAAGACGCCUACUUGAAAAAUGCCAAGAGGCCGUUUGUUGGGAUGGCAGUUCUUGUACAUGAUCAGAAAAACUUUCCCUUUAUGGAAGAAGUCAGUCUUGGAGUUGCACCAGGGAUUCAAACCUUUUAUUCUUUUAAGAUGAAACAGGUAUUAAAAAAGUAAUACAACCUUUGAGAUAGCUGCACAUUGGCCGUUUUCACAAAGAGAGAAAGGUCAUCCGUCUCAGAAGGGCUAUUAUAUCGGUUGGAUAAUUCGAAGGUGAAAAAGAAAUUGUUUCAAUUUUGGACAAAUAAUCCGUCUGCCUUUAUUCUCUUAAUUUGUCUGCGGUUUAUCCGUCAAUUUUGACGGAUUUUGAAGACUUAUUAUUCGUAGACGAAUAAUCCGUUUCUAGCGUGAAAACGGCCAUCGGUUAAAAUAAUCCUGUAAGGUUUUGCUUUAGCCCUUUAAAAGGACAUUUGUUGGUAAUUAUAUAAUCAUAACUCUGAUUUGCGAACCUCCUUCGAAAAAAUAGUUAUUUUUGGUUUACUCUUACGAAUUAUUAAUGAUCAGGUUAAGGUAUACGUAUUGUUACCAUUGUUUUCUUCCGGAUAAACUUCGCCAUUUUUAAAAUGCAUUGAUAAAUAAACAUAACAAUAAUAUAAUAUAUAUUAAUUUAUACAGCCCAAAAUUCAACAAUGUUUUCAAAUGCACCUUACAAUUUUGAAAUAAAACUAAAAUAUAAUUUAAAAAAUACCAUUCAUUCAAAAAAUCAGUCUUGCUACCUUUUACGAUAAUUUAGAAGCUAUAUGAACAAUUCCCAUCGUCUUUAGUCUUUGUUGUUAGACUGUUUGAUUUGACACAUAGUCAAAGGUGAGAGGGUAUUAUGGGAAAUAUUUUUCGUUCAUUUUAAUGAUUCCCAACUUUUUGUUAUCGCUGCAAUCGUGACGGAAAAAAAGCUCAGCAAUCUCAAGGAUGAAAUGGAAAAAACAACCCCUCAUAAACUAUUGCAAAUAUCGCAUCGAUUGCAGGUGGUUUCUUUGUGUGUUUUGAAUCGAUCGUGGGUCGUAAAGUAAGAGCCGCGCGAAAGCUGAACAGAGAUCGAACAGGAAAAAGAUGAGGGAGAAAAGUUUUCUAUACCUUCUCUCUUUCUUUCGCCCCCUUCUUCAUCGUUUCCUUGUUGGACCUCCUCAACACCCGAACGAAAAACACACCAAAAAAAGCAUAUCCGGAUUCAGUUCUCUUGUGACCGCUAUUUAAAGAUAUAUAGCGUUUGUUUUACAAUAAGUCUUCUAGCAAGACUAAUUCAACUUAGCGGCCUCCAGUGUGUAAAUGUAUCUCAGGGAAGCCAUUUUCCAAAUCAGGAUGGCGGACGCUGAGAAAUUAAAAGACGGCCGCAUUCCUGCAUAGUUAUUCAGCUUCCGCGAUCAUAUUAAAAUUUGUAGUUUCUUUUAAUGCUAGGCAAAAGUGAAUUUCUAUAGCUGGGUGACAACUUAUUUUUAUCAAUUAAACUAAAGUAAUUAUUAAAACUGAUUGUAUGAAAGUGAACAUGAUCUUUGCGGGAGAAUGAACGAUGUAAGCGGUUGAAAAAGAACCUGAAAGACACGAAAAAUUCGGGCUUUUUUGGGAAUCGAACUCUGACUUUGCGAUGACUGGAGACAAUGUUCCAUCCAUGGAGAUAAUCAAGCCAGCUGCAAGGCAGAUCAUUGUGAGUUUGGAUUAUACCCCGAUGGUGGAAGUGAUAUGAAAUGAAAUACAGAACUUUGAAACGAUUGAUUGACUGUGCUGUCUUUUCCGUCUGCAGAUGCGUAGUUUGGAAGCCCCAUAUCAGACUAACUGCACCCAAAGAACAUUACAAAUGUUAAGCACUGGUGAUGUGUACAAUUACACCAAACUGGCCUGCCUUAAAAAGUGUGAAAACCAGGUUAUUGUCAAAAAGUGUGGAUGUCGACCUCCAAUGUUUUACGGUAACGUAUUUCCCACUUUAUAAAGGUAGUUUGGUUUGUAAAAAUGUUUCAGUAUCGCUUACAAAUAUUCAUCCUCCUCUAUGGGUACUUUCUUAAUCAAAAAAAUUUAAUGCUAUCUUUAUGCGCAUAGACUGUAUUCAGUGCACAAUUUGGCCUUAAAUUUUCCUUACUCUUCGACAAUUUCUCGAAAUUUUUACGGAUGGCACUUGAUUUAAUCAAGACAAAAUAGAAGCUUCUCUUGACCCAUUCAUAUUAGAGGUGUUCUUUCAAACGCACUAUUGAAAUCACUCAUGAUAGAGAAAAAGUAUGUACUCUUGGCCUGACAGUAAAUUUCAGUUGAUCUGGGGAUGUUGGUUUUUGACGCAGGUAAGCCCCUGCCUCGUGCUAACAGAGACGACACUAUAAUGCUAGCCCAGCUCGAGAGAGUACUUUCCUAACGCUAUGGUUUGCACGAGAAAAUGAGGUUAUUGCUCAUGAUCCAGACCAACAAUGACUUGGCUUCCAAGUCUAAUACACCCGUUUCCUGAGUGAAAAACAAUCGUCCACGCAUUUCCAGAGCGAUCGUUUUAGGUUUGUUCGAGUUUUUGCUUCCCUAGCAGAUUAUUGCCAUGAAAGGAAAAGCAUUUGUCAUUCUCACAUGAUUUUCUCAUUUUAGGGACAUCUAAAGUCUGUGCUCCGAAUGAUACAGUAUUUUGUGUUUUUCCCGCUCUUGGUAAGUUCUUAGUAAGAAUAUGAUCGUUAUUAAUGUAAAUAAAUGUACAUUGGACAAAGGAUGGCAUGAAAAAUACACGUUUACUCUGCCACUGUUGUAAUUCUGAUGUAAAAACCUCGCCGUCAAAAUCUUCCGCCCUACAGUAUUUAUUAUUUAUUUGUGCAUGACAAACCAAUUUUUCUAAGCUUCAAUUGAGAAGUACAGAUGAACAUUUGCUAGGUAGCAAGGCAGAUGUAGCGAUAGGCUGGUCUCUGUCUAUCAAUUAUUCAUUUCCCAUUCAGUCCAAUAAUGUCAAACGUACCUCCCUCCUUUUUUACGAGGGAAGUGCUAAAUAAUCGGCGGCUAAAAGAAAUACUCCAAUAGCAACACCACUACCCAUUCUUCUGCAUUUGCAACUUUUACUCUAAAAAAAGAUAACUUACGAUUAAAACUAAGACUUCUCUUAAUGAUCAGAGACUUCUUUUCCUUUGAAAACAAUUUCUAACAAUUUGUAGAAAGUCUUAUUUCAUCUGAGGAGCAAAGAAAAUGUGAAGAGGAUUGUCCACUACCCUGCGAGGAAAAAGAGUACGAGUCAUCUUUAUCGUACGCUCGCCUCGAGAGAAAUAUUUUUGAGGAACAUCUCAUGGCAUUUCUUAAGACAUCACCAACUCAUAACCCGUCGUUAUACAGUGAAUAUCAGCCAUUUCUCAACAUGACUACAGCAGAAAGGCGUGAUUUCAUAGAGUAAGUUGUCUAAAUCAAUAGAUAGUAUUUUAUGGGCCAUUCUGGAGUAGGCAAAAAAAUACACCUAUGAACUUACCAUGGUACCCUUUCACAUACCUAUUUACAGUGAGUCUUCUUGUCAUUUUAUACAGCGUUUAAUAAAUUAAAUUGAUUCAACCAUUACUGAAGAGCAUCUGUUCGAAAUAUUUUAGUUAACGCCUUUUUUUAAAAUAACUAAAUAACGAAUUUCACUACCCUUUCAUAUUUACAAACUUGUGAAAUCCAUACCCUUUUAAAUACGUAAAGUCUGCAAAAGGUACCCCUCGCGGGCGGAAGUUCCGCGUGUAGGCCAUCACGGGGAGCCAGUCCAGCUUAUAGAAUUAAAUAAGACUUUACUUACCUAAUUUUGUUUCUUCUUGUAGCAACAACAUCGUUUCCUUGGACGUCUACUUUAGCGAUUUACAUUAUCUAGAGUUCAAACAAGUGCCUUCUUUUGCGCCCUUUAGUUUCAUUGGUUAGUGUAUUACUUGUGGUUCAUACUCAGAGCUUAGGUUACUCUGCUCUAUGAUUACAUAAGAGAUGCAUUAAGUGAUGCAAGCACUAUUCAGUUCUUAGACGCCUGUUUAUACUCUGAUACUGGAUAGACUAAAGUUCCAAGCUAAACAAACAAUUAUCCCAAGUGUCAUGUGUGUCAGUGGUAUAUGAUAAAACCAGAAACUCAUCACACACAUAACGCCGUCAGCCCAAACCAUCAUUCGCCUCGCCACCAUUUACUUUAUGAUCACUAUCGCCGCAUUGCUUUCGCUAAAAUUACGUCUUAAUCGUAAUAAUCACAUCGUGAUCGCUGUUUCUCAGUGUGGUUACAGACGGACAACGCGGAUCGCUUUUACUACAUCGCUCUAUCAAGAGAUAAAUGCCGUCUUAGUGUCAAGUCUAAAUUAUCAGUUUCUAACUUAAAAUAUGUUAAAAUAUUAGUUAUCAUUUACGACUUUUUCUUGGCAGCCACCCUGGGCGGCUUCUAUGGUCUCUUCUUAGGAGCGAGCAUGCUAUCCUGGUGUGAAAUCAUGGAAUACUGUGUUCGUAAAAUAUACCACAAGAUGGUUUCUACUGACAGAAGGAGUAUAAAUUAA
This is a messenger RNA of Porites lobata, 5261 nucleotides long. The record is from the annotation of a GenBank genome assembly. Lineage: Eukaryota; Metazoa; Cnidaria; Anthozoa; Scleractinia; Poritidae.